UUGUAAACAGUAAGGAACUACAAGAGCCAUCGCUCUACGCAGGCGCAAUAUAUUGUCGAAAAGCGCAUUCGGAAUGAUUCGAGGAGUCCUGCAGUUGUCGCCAUAAACGUGAGGGAUUAAUCGCCGUUACGAAAACAACUGGAAUUUCAAAAUGACAGAACGUGCAAACAAUUUCCCUCCACUUCCUCGGUUUUUGAGAAUUAAGCCAUGCUUUUAUCAGAACAUUGAAGAGGAAAUACCCCAACCGCACCAGAUGCUAGUGCAAAGAAUUUACAAACUUUGGAUGAUGUAUUCAGGCAUCCUUUGCUUUAAUGUCAUUGGAUGUAUUGCUUGGUGGGCCGGUGGUGGAAGUGCUACCAACUUUGGUUUCUCCUUGCUCUGGCUGAUCCUCUACAGUCCAUGCAGUUACACCUGCUGGUUUAGACCCCUUUACAAAGCCUUCAGGGCUGAUAGCUCGUUCAACUUUAUGGCCUUCUUCUUCAUCUUCUUCCUUCAGUGUGUUUUAGCUCUAAUCCAGACCCUGGGCAUACCUGGUUGGGGAACAUGCGGCUGGAUUGCCACAGUGAUGUUUUUCGGCAGUAACGUGGGCUCGGCCAUUGUCAUGCUCAUUGCAACUCUGCUCUUCACUGUGGUGACUCUCUUUAUGGCACUGGUGCUCAUUAGGGUUCACAGACUGUACCGCGGUGGUGGCGGUAGUAUGCAACGCGCCCAGGAAGAGUGGAGCAGCGGGGUGUGGAAAAAUGCUCCGUCAGCAGGGGUCACUGUUGUCGCUCAAACAGCUCAAGGCCCGACCUUGCCUCAGUAUCCCACUGCAGUGCCAAGCUAUCCAGACAACAGUCAUUGGUGAAAGCCAAGCACUACCACUAGGUGGCGAGAGCAGCAUUUAUUGGUAUUCAUUUCAUCUUUGUGACAACGUUUUAUCGAUAUGGGGCAACAGUCGUUAAAUUAUGAUAUUCUCUUUCACAUUAUGUUUAAUGAAUAUGGAUUUGAAUGAAUGAAUGGAUACGUUUUUUAUUUUCUAAGACAUUUGUUUUGCAAGUUAUGAUUAAAAAAAAAAGAAAAUUAAAUUUAAAAAAAAGUUCAACAUCAGCAGUGUGUAAAAGUUGUGUGCCUUAUGUAAUGGGAUCAUUGCAGAGCUGCAUGUUAGCUUAAGUACAGGAUCCUUUUUUUAUCUGGCAAACAUUAACUCUGUAACUGUGCAUGUGUUUUUUUUUUUUACCAUCUGACAGUUGAGUGUGUAUAAUCUCUGCACUCGGUUGCUUCAACUGUGAUUUCUCGAGGGCCUGACUUUGACGUGCAGACCUUGCAUGUAAAGAAUGGCUUGAUUGCGCGCCUUAAACAAGUUUUGCUUUUGUUUAAAUUAACAUAUACAUUUCAGAUUUAAAAGUGUGCCAACCUUUCAGAAGUCAUGGUGCUAAACCCCUCACGUGCCAAAAAUAUUUUUUUCCUGACAGCAUUACCUUCAAAAGUCACUUCCAAAGGUAAUGUUUGUUGUGUUCACUGUAUUUCUGUAGUUCUAAAACUACCAUUUUCCUUUGAGUGCUCAGCACCCUGCAGUGAAAGCACUUUAUCAGCUGUUAUCUCGGUCCUGCAUUCUUCAGUUAACCCCAACACAGACCAAAUGUUCUCGUUUAGUGAGCGUGCGUUUGUGUCUGCCAAAUGCUGGUUCAUAUGUGAGGCUACAUAAGGGGUUUUUAAUAUGGGAUAUAUUGGCUGUGUUGUACAAUAUAUGGAUUAGCAAACAGAUGAAAUCUUGCCUGUGAAUGCAGUUAAUCUGUCUGAAAGUGACCGUGAGCCAAAUGUUCUGUCAUUUCACAUAACGCCGUGGUGAUAAGGUAAACAGCUCAGUCUUAUUGUUUUGCAGACCAAAGCCUUUUUUGCAGCAUGAGCGCACACUGGAAGGGAAACCUGUGCCUGUAGUAUGAGUAUGAUUUUUCUUUUGUUGUUACAAAGUGUCCUUUGUGCCCGACUGCCAUAGAAAAAGAAGUAUUUUGUUUUUGCUGUUCUAUUCCAUGAUAAUGUAACAGAUGAGAAAUUGAUCUUUAAAAUUGCAACAUUUCAAUAAAUAUCUUUACGCACA
Molecule: messenger RNA, 2080 nt
Organism: Cynoglossus semilaevis (tongue sole)
Lineage: Eukaryota; Metazoa; Chordata; Actinopteri; Pleuronectiformes; Cynoglossidae
Gene: scamp4
Product: secretory carrier membrane protein 4
Exons: 7
Coding region: 152-847 (231 amino acids)
Biological process (GO): protein transport
Cellular component (GO): recycling endosome membrane; trans-Golgi network membrane
Source: RefSeq, a predicted model, not a curated record